Messenger RNA from Galeopterus variegatus (Sunda flying lemur), 2783 nucleotides. RefSeq names its product zinc finger and SCAN domain-containing protein 30. The record is from RefSeq and is a predicted model, not a curated record. Gene Ontology annotation, molecular function: DNA-binding transcription factor activity, RNA polymerase II-specific; RNA polymerase II cis-regulatory region sequence-specific DNA binding. Gene Ontology annotation, biological process: regulation of transcription by RNA polymerase II. The transcript has a single exon. NCBI's taxonomy places the organism in Eukaryota, Metazoa, Chordata, Mammalia, Dermoptera, Cynocephalidae. Bases 25 to 885 code for a protein of 286 amino acids.
AUUGAAUGUGUAGCUUCAGCAGCUAUGAUAUCCCCAGGAAGACUUCCUGGUGAAAAUCCUUCAGAACUGAUAGUUGAAAAAGCUUUGGGAGGUCUGGACAACCCUGAGAAGCAAAAGGGAAGUGCUGCAAGGAACAAAAUGAGUCAGCUUCCUUCCCAGGAAAGACAUUUCAGUCUAGCAACCUUCAACCUGAAAACCCCCACAGAACAGAGUGUCCUUGAAUGUAAUGAAAGUGAAGGAAGUCUCAGUCUGAACUCAAAUGAUAUUCCACGACAGAGAAUGCUUACUGGGGAAAAGCUGUAUGAGUGCUUUGACUGUGGAAAAGCCUUUUGCCAGAGCUCAAAGCUGAUUAGACAUCAGAGAAUUCAUACUGGAGAGAGACCAUAUGCAUGUAAAGAAUGUGGCAAAGCCUUCAGUUUGAGCUCAGACCUUGUUAGACAUCAGAGAAUUCAUAGUGGUGAAAAACCCUAUGAAUGUUGUGAAUGUGGAAGAGCUUUCAGGGGCAGCUCAGAGCUCAUUAGGCAUCGGAGAAUUCACACUGGAGAGAAACCUUACGAAUGCGGUGAAUGUGGGAAAGCCUUCAGCCGCAGCUCAGCCCUUAUUCAACAUAAGAAAAUUCACACUGGAGAUAAAGGCUAUGAAUGUAUUGAAUGUGGAAAGGCUUUUGGUAGGAGCUCUAUCCUUAUUGAACAUCAAAGAAUUCACACUGGAGAGAAACCUUAUGAAUGUAAUGAAUGUGGAAAAUCCUUCAAUCAGAGCUCAGCUCUCACCCAGCACCAGAGAAUCCACACUGGGGAGAAGCCUUAUGAAUGUAGUGAAUGCAGGAAAACAUUUAGGCAUAGGUCAGGCCUCAUGCAGCAUCAGAGAACACACACCAGAGUUUAACUCUGUGGGCAAGAGUUGUACAAUUGUGAAAUGCAGGGAAUUCACUUUGGGGGUGAGACUCUGCAGAAGAUAGAAGUUUUCUGAGAUCAGGGUUUCUAUCCUUAUAGCCCAGUUCAAUACUGUAAGAGGAGAUCCACGCAAAGAUGUUUGAUGAUUGUUGAAGUAUUGCAUGGAAGAAAAUUUUUACCCAGGUGCUCUCCCAGAAGAAUGGUUGUCAUUUCCUAGACAUGCCUAACCCAUUUCUGGAUGAGGACUCUCAUCGAUAUCCUGUUCACCCCACUGCCAAACCAGGUAUAACUGCCCUGGGUACCUUCACAGUAAGUCCAGAAUUGGGGUAGAGAUCCUUAAAGAGCCCCUUAUAAGAUGGCAAGGAUCCCUGCACAGCAAGAGCAUUUGUGUAUUUGGCAGGUGGUGGCACUUGCUGAGAGUUAUUCAGCUGUCCAAAAUGUUGAACUGUGAGGUUGUGAAAUGUUGAAUUGUGCCCUGGAUCAGUAUGAUAGUAUCUGAGGCAGUUUCAUAGUAUCUGAGGAAUGGUGGCUCAUUUUACCCCCUUGCCAGUUCUUUCCUCAGCCCUGAACUUCCUGCUGAGGUCAAUUCAGGUCUACUUAUUUAUUGAGCACCUGCUAUGUGCUAGCUGUUGGGGCAGAUGGUAAUUGACUUCCCAGAGCCAAGGGCUAAUGGGAUAUAUGUAUUUACUAAACAGGUAAUUACAGUAAAGUAUGAUAAGUACUUUGGUAGGAUAAAUCCAGGGUUCACGAAGUACAAGGCAAGGGUACCUAACCUGAUCUAUGAGUCACUGAAGACUUUCUGGAUGUAAUGCCACCUCAGCUGAGACUUAAAAGGCAAAAGUUAGCCAGGUCAAGGUCAGGGGAGAAGAGGAACAUUACAGGCAGAGGUUAUAACACUUGCAAUGGCAUGAAGAGAGGAUCUGGAGACAUCCCUUAAUCAAGGCUCUUCUCUCCAGCAAGAAUUAGUUGUCACAGACUCUGGCUCAGAAUCUAGAACAUGUGUUGGUUUCUCUCUUGCUACUUACAAUCACUGACUUGGGUGGCCUAUCUCAGACCGAGCAUUACCUACAAGACCUUGAAGUACUCAGAAUUAGUGUGGUGGAACACUCUGGUGUGUUAUGGAAACAUACACGUAUGUACACCAAGGAAAGAAUACAUAUUGGAGGCUAGGAAAUGGGAAGCUUACAGGAACACAGUGAUGGGAGGUCUGCCUUCUCAGGCUUCAUUAUUCCACACUCCCUGCCCCAUCCUCUCAUCACCAGGCUCGCAGAACUGAAACUACUUGAGGGCAGUACAUAUUUGUUGAAUUAUUUGUUUGUUGGUACCCUCAGAUUCAUCAGAACUAUACUUUGCUACUUUUUAAUUGGAAAUUUUAACUAACCCACAAUUGCUGAGGGCAAUUAAUACCUAAGAACAUGUCAUUUCUAAAGAAGACUUGGUGAUCACAGCUGUUGUGAGUACUAGGGGAAGUGAAAUUGGGAGGACUGUCUUUGCAUCCAAAGGUUGGGCAGUUAUCAUUGAGCAAGGUCAAUCAGAAGUCUAAAGGAAUCUUUCAAAUGGAUAGUGAGUUGCCUUUUCUUAUAGGUGACAAUCAGAUUAAAUGUCUUAAAUAUCAUUUAAUAUUUUUUCCUGAUUGUGAAUUAAUUGUAAAUAUUGAUAAUACAGAAAAUGAGAAAGUAUAUAUCACCCACAAUCCCAUUACCUAUGGAAACAUUGUUAACAUUUUGGAGUACUUUUUAUUAGUGUUUUUUUUUUCCCGACCCUAACAUUUUUGGUAAAAAUCUUGUUUAGUAAAUAACUUUUGGUAACUAAUUUUGAGUAUAUAUUCAACUGUUUAGUAUUCAAAUGUAAUGCAAGAUGUAUUAUAAUAAAAUUUGAGUUUUAAUGUUU